AUGGUGGUGUGUUCCGGCAGCUCGGUGGUCGAUGCAAGGGAGGAGGAGGAGGAGCAGCAGCAGCAGCAGGAAGAGGAGCAAGAGGAGGGGCCCCUCUCCUCCCUCAACCCGUCGUCCUCGUCCGUCCCCAUCACCAUCGUCAUCGUCAUCAUCAUCAUCUCAGUCCCGUGUCCGCCAGUGCCUGCGGGCCUUUGUCGGAACUUGCAGUGCCCGCUUCUGGGCGAAUGA
Trichoderma citrinoviride is the source of this 228-nucleotide messenger RNA. RefSeq lists its product as hypothetical. The transcript has 2 exons. The record is from RefSeq and is a predicted model, not a curated record. NCBI's taxonomy places the organism in Eukaryota, Fungi, Ascomycota, Sordariomycetes, Hypocreales, Hypocreaceae. The coding region runs from base 1 to 228 and encodes 75 amino acids.